GAAAAUUGUGUUGCUCAAUUGCACAGCGCAAACAGGCCUUGUGAGGACUAGAGGAAGAAUGCUACCUGCUGUGUUGUACUGCCUGCUGUGGAGUUUCCAGACCUCCGAAGGCCAAUUCCCUCGAGCCUGUGUGUCCUCCAAGAACCUGAUAGAGAAGGAAUGCUGCCCACCAUGGAGCGGUGAUGGGAGUCCCUGUGGCCAGCUUUCCGGCAGGGGAUCCUGUCAGGACGUUGUUCUGUCCAAUGCACCCCAUGGGCCUCAAUUCCCCUUCACAGGGGUGGAUGACCGGGAGUCUUGGCCCUCUGUCUUCUAUAACAGGACCUGCCAGUGCUCUGGCAACUUCAUGGGAUUCAACUGUGGAAAUUGCAAGUUUGGCUUUUGGGGACCAAAUUGUACAAAGAGACGACUCUUGGUGAGAAGGAACAUCUUUGAUUUGAGUGUUCCAGAGAAGAACAAAUUUCUUGCCUACCUCAAUUUAGCAAAGCGUACUACCAGCUCAGACUAUGUCAUCCCCAUAGGCACCCAUCGCCAAAUGAAUAAUGGGUCAACACCCAUGUUUAAUGACAUCAGCAUUUAUAACCUCUUUGUCUGGAUGCACUACUAUGUGUCCAUGGACACACUGCUUGGGGGGUCUGAAAUCUGGAAAGAUAUUGAUUUUGCUCAUGAAGCACCGGGUUUCCUGCCUUGGCACAGAUUCUUCUUAUUGCUGUGGGAACAAGGCAUCCAGAAGAUAACAGGGGAUGAGAACUUCACCAUUCCAUACUGGGAUUGGAGAGAUGCUGAAAACUGUGACAUCUGCACAGAUGAAUUAAUGGGAGGGCGCAACCCAGCAAACCCUAACCUUCUCAGCCCAGCGUCCUUCUUCUCCUCUUGGCAGGUCAUCUGUAGCCAUCUGGAGGAGUACGACAGCCGCCAGGUCUUGUGCAAUGGGACUGCGGAGGGACCAUUACUGCGCAACCCUGGAAACCAUGACAAAGGCAGGACCCAGAGGCUCCCCUCCUCAGCUGAUGUGGAAUUUUGCCUGAGUUUGAGCCAGUAUGAAUCAGGGCCCAUGGAUAAAACUGCCAACUUCAGCUUUAGAAAUACACUGGAAGGAUUUGCUAGUCCAGUUACUGGGAUAUCAAAUACCUCUCAAAGCACUAUGCACAAUGCCUUGCACAUCUAUAUGAAUGGAACGAUGUCUCUGGUCCCGUCAUCUGCCAACGAUCCCAUUUUCCUUCUUCACCAUUCAUUUGUUGACAGUAUUUUUGAACAGUGGCUCCGAAGGUACCGUCCUCUUCAAGAAGUUUAUCCAGCAACCAACGCACCCAUUGGACAUAACCGGGAUUCCUACAUGGUUCCUUUCAUACCCCUCUACAGGAAUGGUGAUUUCUUUAUUUCAUCCAGAGACCUGGGCUAUGACUAUAGCUACCUACAAAAAACUGAUCCAGACUUUUUUCAAGACUACAUUAUGCCCUACUUAGAACAAGCACGGCAGAUCUGGCCAUGGCUCACUGGGGCGGCGGUAAUGGGGUCUGUCCUCACGGCUGUGCUGGGAGGGCUCAUUGGCCUGUUGUGCCGUCGUCAUCGUCGAAAGAGAAAGCAGCUCUCUGAAGAACAGCAGCCGCUCCUCAUGGAAAAGGAGGAUUACCACAGCUUGUUGUCCCAGAGCCAUUUAUAAAAGGCUUAGACACUAGAGUAGGGCCAGAAAGCCAGACCUCUCUCUGAUUCAAAUGCUGUUCAAGUCCCCAGGGCAUGUCCCCACAGAAAUCCCUGGUAUUUGCCUGUGAAAACCAUUAUCAGAAUUGUAAUCUAAUACAAAGUGAACCCCUCUUCUAUCUCAGAUAGAACACACCCGUGCUGGCCUUGCUGGUUUUUGUUCAUCCUUUUGACAAUUUCCCUCAAGCCCCAUAUUUUCAAGGAAAGAAUGCUAUUUGGUCAUUCAUAACUGUUACUUGUAUCUGGAUAAACUUAUAAAAUAUGGGAAUCCUUUUAAUUCUUUCCUUCUCAUUG
Messenger RNA from Myotis myotis, 1992 nucleotides. RefSeq names its product tyrosinase (gene TYR). Gene Ontology annotation, molecular function: tyrosinase activity. Lineage: Eukaryota; Metazoa; Chordata; Mammalia; Chiroptera; Vespertilionidae. The coding region runs from base 59 to 1660 and encodes 533 amino acids. Gene Ontology annotation, biological process: pigmentation; melanin biosynthetic process. The record is from RefSeq and is a predicted model, not a curated record. The transcript is spliced from 5 exons.